Molecule: messenger RNA, 3459 nt
Organism: Acanthopagrus latus (yellowfin seabream)
Lineage: Eukaryota; Metazoa; Chordata; Actinopteri; Spariformes; Sparidae
Product: stonustoxin subunit alpha-like
Exons: 5
Coding region: 918-3017 (699 amino acids)
Molecular function (GO): protein binding
Source: RefSeq, a predicted model, not a curated record
ACAGGUUCUGUGCAGAGAGGGGCUGACUGGGUGCUGCUACUGGGAGGUGGACUGGGAAAACAUUUCUUUAUUUGGUGUUGUUGGAGGUGUUUGCUACAGAGGGAUGCCAAGAAAAGGAAACGGUGACCAGUCCAAGCUAGGAGCGAAUAAACUGUCCUGGUGUUUAGGAUACUACCAGAAGUCUGCAGUAGGUUCUGCUCUCUCUGCAGGACAUGAUAAUCAGAACCACAGUUUACCUGUUCCUCCUCCUCUCUUCACCCGUCUGGGAGUGUAUCUGGACUGGUCUGCUGGCACUCUGUCUUACUAUGAGGUCUCAUCUGACACUGUGAGUCACAUCUACACCUUCCACACCAAGUUCACUGAGCCUGUUUACCCAAUCUGCAUGACUGAGGAUGAAUACACCCCGUCUCUGUCUCUGUGUCUGUGAACUUAUCAGCACAUGAUUCAGUUCAGAUUCAGUUCAGUUCACUGAAAUCACUGAAUCAAAUGUUUUGAUUGUGAAGCGUCAUCAUGUCAGUCACAUAACAGUGUUAAAUAAUACAACACUUCUUUAUGUGAGAAACAGCAACAUGUAAAAUAUCUACACAGAAAGUUCAACACAAGACCCCAUUAUCAUUAUAAUUGCCAUUAUUAUUGUUGUUGUUGUUGUUGUUGUUGUUGUUGUUGUUGUUGUUGUUGUUGGGACCCACAGAUGAAGUCAUUCAUUGUGGAUUUAAAACAGACUCUGAACUGAACCCAUUCUUCACAACGAGCCCCUGAAUGCACCAUUCCUGCUCUGAUCACUGCAGCAGACCAGGAGUGAGUCAGCCGGACCGACCAGAGCUCAGUCAGAGACCAGGGGGUUUGAAGGGACUGGCAUCAUUUGUCUCUGGGGACAGAACUGAGGAUAAACAGGAAGAGAAUUGUCCUCAGGUGACAUGGCGGUGGCUGCUCUGGGUCGACCUUUCACUUUGGGAAUGUUGUACGACGGUCGGAAAGAUGAGCUGAUACCAGGCUCGACUUUGUGGGAUGAAACAACUCUACAGAACAACACAGGCAGGAGUUCUCAAUAUAGUAGUGAAUUUGAAAUAACUGCAUCUGACUCCAUUGAGUCCAAGUCCUCUCUGAUGGAUAUUGAAGCUUCUCUGAAAGUCAGUUUCCUGUGUGGACUGAUUGAAGUUGGAGGAUCUGCCAAGUAUCUGAAUGAUACGAAGAAAUUCAAGAAUCAGAGCAGAGUGACGUGUCGUUACAAAGCUACCACACACUUCAAUCAGUUGUCAGUGACUCAAGGUGAAACCAUGAACCCCCAACAGAUAGAGGUCAUCCGGAAGGGCACGGCAACACAUGUAGUCACAGGAAUCCUUCAUGGGGCAAAUGCUUUCUUUGUGUUUGACAGUGAGAAGUUGGAAGCCAGCAGCGUUCAGGACAUCCAGGGCCACAUGGAGGCUGUGAUCAAGAAGAUCCCCUCAUUUAAUAUUGAGGGUAGCAUUACCGCUCAGCUGACUGAAGAAGAAAAAGCCCUGACCAACAAAUUCUCCUGCAAAUUCUACGGAGACUUCAUUCUUGAAAGAAACCCUACAUCAUUUGAAGAUGCAGUGAAGACCUAUGCAGAACUCCCAAAGCUGCUGGGAGAAGAUGGAGAGAAGAGUGUUCCAGUGAAGGUCUGGAUGAUGCCUCUGAAGGUCUUUGACACGACUGCAGCUGAGCUGAUGAAAGAGAUCAGUGUUGGAUUAGUGUGGAAGCUGCAAAAUGCUCUCGAAGAUUUAAGAGAAAUACAAAUGAGAUGUGACGAUUCUCUGGAAGACACAGUGGUACAGAAUCUUCCACAGAUCAAAAAAAUGUUGAACAAGUUCCAAAACUGUUGUGAUCGUUAUGUAUCUAACCUCCAGAUGAACGUGGCGAAGAAACUUCCCUCCAUCCGUGAUGGUGAAGAAGACGAGAGCUCAGUAAAGAAACUCUGUGAAGACAGAAACAAGUCACCAUUCAGUCAUGAAAAACUAGACGACUGGCUGAAUCAUAAAGAGAGAGAAAUCAACGUCAUCAGGUCCUGUGUGGAAAUGAUGAAGGGAACAAAGAUCGUCCAUAAUGAGUCAGAGCUGGACAGAGAGGUUCUUGCUGCAGGUGUCGAUGAUGCUCUGUGCUUCGUCUUCACCUCCCUGCAGAGUGCCGACCCCGUCCUGCAUGAGAUGGAUAAUUACCUGGAUUCAGUUACAGGAAGUACCAAUGAAGACCUGGAUUCAGUUAGAGGAAGUACCAGUGAAGUCCCAUGGUACUAUUCAGAUGAAGUUUUAACCAAAUUGAGAGAAAAAGCCAAAUCUUUCCAAGAUAUUGCCAAAUCUUUGAAGAGCUUCCGUUUCCUGGUAGCGGCCAUCAGAAAUGAGAAAUACACCGGAGCAACAAUCUACCACUACAAGAACGGCAUUCUGCACACUGAGGAUUUUAAUGUCAUCCUUGAUGUGGAGACUGUCACAGACAGAAGAGCUUUACUCUGGUACGCCUGUGAUCUCACUCUGGACCCAGACACAGUAAACCACCAUCUCACUCUGUCUGAGGGAAACAAGAAGGUGACAGCUGGACAAGAACGACAGUCGUAUCCUUACCACUCACAGAGAUUUGACUGUUGGCCUCAGGUUCUGUGCAGAGAGGGGCUGACUGGGCGCUGCUACUGGGAGGUGGAGUGGAGAGGUUUUUUGUCUAACGUCAUUGGAGGUGUUUGCUACGGAGGGAUGCCAAGGAAAGUAAACGAUGACCAGUCCAGGCUCGGAGGGAAUAAACUGUCCUGGGGUUUAGCACUCUACUAUUACUCUGGUGGUCUUUAUGCAGAACAUGAUGAUCAGAAACAUCAUUUACCUCGACCUAUUCCCUUCACCCGUCUGGGAGUGUAUCUGGACUGGUCUGCUGGCACUCUGUCUUACUAUGAGGUCUCAUCUGACACUGUGAGUCACAUCUACACCUUCCACACCAAGUUCACUGAACCUGUGUACCCAAUCUGCAUGAUUGAGGAUGAAUACACCCCGUCUCUGUCUCUGUGUCUGUGAACUUAUCAGCACGAUUCAGAUUCAGUUCAAUUCACUGAAAUCACUGAUUCAAAUGUUUUGAUUGUGAAGCGUCAUCAUGUCAGUCACAUAAGUGUUAAAUAAUACAACGCUUCUUUGUUUGGUGGUCUUUAGUUCAUAUGUGAUCAUGUUUGAGUAUCUUUAGUUCACGUCAUCAUGUAUCAUUUCUACUUUUUGAUCACAUUGAAUUUUUUACGUGUAACUUUAAGUAGAGUGAACUCCAUGCUGAUUGCUCCUAAAGCUAUGAUAAAUGUGUAUUUGCUAACAGUUAAUGGCAGACAGUUGGUAGGAGGGUAGUAAACUGCCACAGGGCCUCAGAUGGGAACAGAGCAGACCUGAGAUGAGAGCGCUCCUAGUUGAAACCAACUUUUGUCCUCUGUACUGUGCUCCGAGCAUUAAUAAAGUGUCACAUUACUGGAGGAGA